CUUGUGUUUUUAUCAAAGCUCUCAUUCGUUUCAAUCUCAUUAGGUUUUCAUCACUUCAUUCUAACGUCGCUAUCGUUUGUUUCGGUUCGUUCAGUAGAAGAGCUGCAGCAGCUUCGUCUCCCGUACGUUAUUUACUGUUUAUUCCUGCCCUUGUUGUUUCGUUACCAUUAUUUAUUUAUUUAUUUGUGGAUGACUGAUGCAGACGCAGCGGCAACGAUUUUCAGAUUGAGUUGAAAAUGGGUUUCCAGGUGGAUGAUUUUAUUGCAGGAUGGAUCGGAGGUGCCUCCAGUGUGUUUGUGGGCCACCCCCUGGACACAGUCAAGACUCGUCUCCAGGCAGGACAAGGCUACAAGAACAUGUUUCACUGCAUCCUUACCAUCUACAGGAAGGAAACGGUCUCAGGGUUUUUUAAGGGCAUGUCAUUUCCAUUGGCCAGCAUUACUCUUUACAACUCAGCCGUGUUUGGCUUCUUCAGUAAUACACAGAGACUCAUAAGCAAGUAUCGCUAUGGUGACGUACGGCAUCCCUGUGGCAUGUUGGACCUGACUGUGGCCAGUAUGUUGACGGGACUGAUGUCAGUGAGCAUUGGGGCGCCGGUAGACCUGGUUAAGAUCAGACUGCAGAUGCAGACGCAGGCUGUUCUCGCAGAGAACGUGCAGUUUGCUGGCAACAUAUCCAGUGGCUCCAACAUCCCUCUGCGAUCCGUCGACUUCUCAGGCCAGACACUCUACCGCGGACCAAUCCACUGCAUCAGCAGCAUUCUUCAGACUGAGGGCCUCCCGGGUCUGUACAGGGGAGCCGGGGCCAUGAUCCUGAGAGACAUUCCAGGAUACACCCUCUAUUUCAUUCCAUACUCCAUGUUUUGUAACCUGCUGACUCCAGAUGCUUCAUCCAACCCUCAUCCUUGUGCCAUAUGGCUCGCUGGAGGACUGGCAGGCUCCAUUUCCUGGGUCACUGCUACCCCUGCUGACGUGGUGAAGAGUCGGAUUCAGGCCGACGCUCAGCUACAGAGGAAGUACAAGGGAAUAUUAGACUGCAUUAUCCAGAGCUACAAGACAGAAGGGAUUCACGUUUUCUUCCGUGGAGUGUCUGUUAAUGCCAUUCGAGGAUUCCCAAUGAGCGCCACCAUGUUUCUGACCUAUGAAAUGUCUCUACAGUUCUUCAGAAACGUAUAGAACAACUGAAGAAACGUAUUUCACUGCUGGCAGCAGCUCACUUUAAGACUGAUGCAAUACAGUAUAAUUGGUUCAAUCUGAGAUAAAAACUUGAUAUGAAUUCUAAUACAUUUUACCAACUUCCACAGUUGGAAGUAGGUAUUAAACGGAAGCCAUUUUGUCAACAAGAUUGCUAAGUAGGUAGCAUUUUGGCAAGAGAAGGAGCUAGCUAGUUGACAAAUAAAACUAGGUCGCUAGGGUCAAACCUGUAAUAUGACAUUUCUUGUUAAUAUCAGAAUAAAUAAUAUUAAUUCACAUGUGGCCCAUUUUCGAGAACAGGUAUGGGCCAAACGUAAGUGGGUCAGUAAAAAUACCAAUUACAAAAUGUUUACACCACAAAAGUGACGUUUAACAUGUUUUCUGUAGGUCGGUACAUUCAUAUUACAUUCAUAUUAUUCAUAUCAUUCAGCUGACUCUUAGAACUGGUGUUUUUAUGUCACCAGUACAAACGCCUAUAAAAUGUUUGCUUGCAAGCAAAGCACAAAUUAAAGCAAUACAAUGCAGAGUAUAUACCAAUACGUUUUACACACCUGCAGCACAAACGCAUCACCAGUAUAUUUUGUAGAGUUUAAGGGAUCGACUCAAAGGUAUUUUAAACUGUUCAACAUUUACUUGUUUAACAACUUUUUAUAAAAGUUUGUGUGAAAUUAAAUGUGUUUUUAAGCAGAAUUGUCGAUACCUGUUUUAACCAUAAAUUGUAUUUUUUCCAAUGUUUGUAAAUAUUUGUAAAUACAUAAACUGUCAUUCUGGAUAGUUCCAGUGUUACAAGUGUCUUAUAUUGUACAUAAAUAAAGAAAGGCUUUUUAACACAA
Cynoglossus semilaevis (tongue sole) is the source of this 2026-nucleotide messenger RNA. It is a transcript of the gene slc25a48, whose product is annotated as solute carrier family 25 member 48. Gene Ontology annotation, cellular component: mitochondrion. The transcript has 7 exons. Gene Ontology annotation, molecular function: transmembrane transporter activity. The coding region runs from base 237 to 1175 and encodes 312 amino acids. The record is from RefSeq and is a predicted model, not a curated record. Gene Ontology annotation, biological process: transmembrane transport. Lineage: Eukaryota; Metazoa; Chordata; Actinopteri; Pleuronectiformes; Cynoglossidae.